Molecule: messenger RNA, 1764 nt
Organism: Fusarium keratoplasticum
Lineage: Eukaryota; Fungi; Ascomycota; Sordariomycetes; Hypocreales; Nectriaceae
Exons: 5
Coding region: 1-1764 (587 amino acids)
Molecular function (GO): CoA-ligase activity
Source: RefSeq, a predicted model, not a curated record
AUGGGUUCCCAACUUGCCCAUACGCACGUAUUACCACGUUCUCAUUGCGAGCACUGCACUAACCGAAAGCCAGAACCGCCAGACUCCAUCUCGGUCGCCGAGUUCAUGAGUACGGAAGAAUAUGGGCGAAGCGCCAUUGCAAAGUCACGAAACCCGUAUACUUGCGGUCUUACUGGCAAAACGCGCGAUGCGGCCGAAGUGAUCGCGCGGGAAGAUUAUCUCGCUCGAGGCAUCGGUCAAGCACUUAAGUUCGAUCCUCAACGUGGUUCGGAAUGGGACAAAGUAGUUGGCGUGUAUUCAUUCAAUACGAUUGACUAUAUCCCUCUCACCCACUCGAUCCAUCGGCUCAAUGGUGUGGUCAGCCUCUCCAGUGCUGCAUUGUCCUCCUCAGAGCUUGAAGAUCAACUCCGAUUAUCAAAAGCCAAAGCCAUCUUUACUUGCCAGCCCUUAUUAGAGGCGGCUCUCAAGGCAACGGCUGCUGUCGGGAUCCCAAACGACCGCGUCUUCCUUCUUCCGAUGCCGGACAUGGAGACGAACUCACCUUUUCGGACAGUCGAAGACCUAAUUGAGGAUGGUAGAAAACUACCUGAGCUACUAUCUCUGAAUUGGUCUCAAGGACAGGGUGCUCGACAAGCUGCGUAUCUGUGCUAUUCCAGUGGCACUUCUGGCCUCCCAAAACCAGUCAUGAUCUCGCAUUACAACAUCAUUGCCGGUGUUCUUCAAACUCACACCUUUGACUCUGUUUCACGCAAGGCCUUCGGCGUUGAGAAUCAAGCCAUGCUUGGCUUGUUGCCUUUCAGCCAUGUCUUUGGCCUCAUGCUCAUUACCCAUUUAGGCACAUUUCGCGGCGACGAGAUCAUUGUACUACCACGGUACACGUUCUUGACAUUCCUGAAGGCAGUAAGCCAGUACAGGAUUCGUCAGCUGAGCAUCGUGCCGCCGAUUGUCAUCGAGAUGCUAAGCAAGCAGGAUGUAUGUCGACAGUAUGACCUGGAAAGCGUCGAGUUUCUAUACACCGGUGCAGCACCACUUGGAAAAGAGACAGUUGACGACUUGUUGAGGAUCUAUCCCAAAUGGCGGCUCGGUCAAGGAUUCGGUAUGACCGAGACUGCCACUGUCUUCAUCCAGUCUAGUGAGCAUGAUACUUUUGUUGGAUCGACUGGCUCCUUAGUCCCAGGCGCCAAAGCCAGGAUCGUCGAUGUCGACGGCAAUGAAAUCACCGACUAUGAAACUCCCGGGGAACUCCUGAUCCAAAGCCACUCUGUUUCCUUGGGCUACUUCAAUAAUCCAAAGGCAACCUCAGAAACGUUUUUCACCGACAAAGAUGGCCGCUGGAUUCGGACUGGCGACGAGGUGCUCGUACGAAAGGCACCUUCUGGGAACGAGCACUUUGUUGUUGUCGAUAGAGUCAAGGAGCUCAUCAAAGUCAAGGGUCAUCAAGUUGCACCUGCAGAACUAGAAGCACACCUCCUCACCCACCCUCACGUCGACGACUGUGCAGUCAUUCAAGUCCCCGAUCCACGAGCUGGAGAGGCCCCCAAGGCUUACGUUGUCAAAUCAUCUGGUGCAAAGCAGAAGCCCGAAGAUAAUGUUACAAAAGACAUCCAUAGACACGUCGAGGAGCACAAAGCCAGGUACAAGUGGCUUAAGGGAGGAGUCGAGUUCAUCGACGCCAUUCCAAAGAGCCCAACUGGGAAGAUUUUGAGGAGAAAGCUGAGGGAGAAGGAGAGACAAAAACGGGUUGCCACGGGGGCAAAGUUGUAA